Messenger RNA from Mastomys coucha (southern multimammate mouse), 2720 nucleotides. It is a transcript of the gene Rnf26, whose product is annotated as ring finger protein 26. Bases 566 to 1840 code for a protein of 424 amino acids. The record is from RefSeq and is a predicted model, not a curated record. NCBI's taxonomy places the organism in Eukaryota, Metazoa, Chordata, Mammalia, Rodentia, Muridae. Gene Ontology annotation, biological process: ubiquitin-dependent protein catabolic process; protein ubiquitination. The transcript has a single exon. Gene Ontology annotation, molecular function: ubiquitin protein ligase activity.
UUCGCAAACAAGAUGGCGGCGCCCAGUGGAGUCGAGGCCGCGCUUGGGGUUUGCUGAAGCUGAUUUCUGUCCUGCUUUCCCUUUGGGUGCCACUCGCCGCGAGCGGCAGGACAGGGGCCGGGCGGGGACAAGGGCACUUGCGUGGCUGGACCGUGAGCCCGUGCCCAGCCUGCGCCGCCCCCACCCGGCCCCGGCCCCGGCCCCGGCCCGGCCCUUCCCGAUUCCGUCCCAUCCUUCCCGGUCUCCUCCCGCUUUGACCCGUUGCCCGGCCUUGUAUACUGCUCCAGGCGUCCAAAGCUGAGGUACUUCCUCCAGUCCGGGCCCCCUGUCACUUUAGAGAUGUUUCACCUCUUCUCUCCCGAAAAUUUCGCCUUCCAAACCGGGACGCCUUUCCCUCUUGUAAAAGUCUUCCCUCCAACCCACUUCUGUAGACCUUGGUUCUCCCUUGGUUAGACGUUCACAUACCUUCCAAAUUAACUCCGAACUCUCCACAAUAUUGGCAACCUUGACACCGCCUUCUCUGAGGAUCCAGCCUUCCUUUUGUCCUGAACUCCACAGCUCUAUCAUGGAGGCUGUCUACCUGGUGGUGAAUGGGGUGGGCCUGGUGCUGGACUUGCUGACCUUGAUGUUGGAUCUCAACUUCCUGCUCGUGUCCUCCCUCCUGGCUACCUUGGCCUGGCUUUUGGCCUUCAUCUACAAUCUGCCACACACGGUACUGACAAGUCUUCUGCAUUUGGGCCGAGGAUUCCUGCUUUCUUUGCUGGCCUUAGUCGAAGCAGUGGUCCGAUUUACCUUCGGGGGCUUGCAGGCCUUGUGUACUCUUCUCUAUAGCUGCUACUCUGGCUUGGAGAGCUUAAAGCUACUGGGGCACCUGGCCUCUCAUGGAGCUCUGAGGAGCCGGGAAUUACUGAAUAGGGGCAUCCUGAACAUGGUCUCCAAUGGCCAUGCUUUGCUGCGCCAGGCCUGUGACAUCUGUGCCAUUGCCAUGAGCCUGGUGGCCUAUGUGAUCAAUAGUCUGGUCAACAUCUGCCUCAUUGGCACUCAGAACUUCUUCUCCCUGGUGCUGGCCCUGUGGGAUGCUGUGACAGGUCCUCUUUGGAGGAUGACAGAUGUGGUGGCUGCUUUCCUCGAUCACAUUUCCAGCAGUGCCGUGGCCAUGGCCAUUCUCCUGUGGACCCCCUGCCAACUAGUACUGGAGUUGUUGGCCUCAGCCAUCCGCCUCCUAGCCAGCUGUGUGCUUUUCCACCUCACUGGUUUGGUGUUGCUGGCUUGUGUGCUGGCAGUGAUUUUGAUUGUGUUGCACCCAGAACAGACCUUGAGGCUGGCCACCCAAGCUCUGAGUCAGCUUCAUGCCCGCCCAUCCUACCACCGGCUUCGAGAGGAUAUUGUAAGGCUGUCUCGCCUUCCACUAGGUCUAGAGGCUUGGCGCAGAGUCUGGAGCCGAAGCCUACAACUGGCCAGCUGGCCAAAUCGGGGAGGAGCACCGGGAGCCCCCCAAGGUGGCCCAAGGAGGGUGUUCUCAGCCAGGAUCCAGCCACAGGAUACUCUUCCAGAAGCAGAAGAGGAGGUCAUUAGAGUAGCACCAGCUAGAGGCAGAGAGAGACUCAAUGAGGAGGAGCCCACAGCUGGGCAAGAUCCAUGGAAGUUGCUGAAGGAACAAGAAGAGCGGAAGAAAUGUGUUAUUUGCCAGGACCAGAGCAAGACGGUGCUGCUUCUGCCCUGCCGGCACCUGUGCCUGUGCCAGGCUUGCACUGAGAUCCUCAUGCGCCACCCUGUUUACCACCGCAACUGCCCGCUCUGCCGCCGCAGCAUCCUGCAGACCCUCAAUGUCUACCUCUGAAGACUCCCUCCCUGCCUGCCCAUCCUUUGUGCUCCACACCCAGGACAGCAUCAGCAUUUUGCCUCUGGGUUCUGUCCUGAGUCUUCUUUGCCCCAAAGGUGACUCUGCCAAGCCUCAAGCCAUAGAUCCAGGACUUGUAGCUGUAAGACUCCAGUCUGGGUGGGACAGAGUAACUAACACUUUCUCUAAAGACUGUGUGGGGCCCUGAGAUGCUGAGGGUGGUGAGUAUGUCACUAUGCAAGGGCCCUGAGACCCUGUGGUGGGUUCUUCUGCUGUGCCUGCCAGGGCCCACCCAGAUGCCUGCCUCUAGGGCUGUCCUUCUCUGCUUCUGGCUUUUUUUUUUUGUUGGAAUUUUUGGUCCUUUUCCCCCAGGCCAUGCUACACCAGUGUCGUUUGAGGAUUUUGGCAACUCAUGGGCCUUGGAGUGAUCUUGAUUCCUUUUUUCUCUUUUGUUUUUUGUUGGUUUGGAAUGAUCUUGAAUUUUUAUGUUCAGCCAGAGCCUCUGCCCUGGUGGGUCUGGGAGUAGAAACCCACAGGUGCCCUUAGAGCCACUUCUGCCUGUCACUGUCUUUUAAAGACUCCCAACUUGACCAGAACCUGGGGUCAGUUUAUCCCUGGAUACAGGGGUGUAGCUACACCUGGCUUUGGGACCAUUUACCCCCAGGCACCCUAGCUCCAUGGGGAGCCUUAGAAGGAACAACCAGAUGUCUACUCAUUCCCUACAUGGCAUAGAACAUAGCAUUCCUCCUGGGCUCUCUCUGGCAGUGGAGAGCAUUCUGCACUUUUCACAAGGGUCCAAACAAGGGGCUAGGCCUCAGGGGUCAUAGCUCCAUUAAGUCGGACUGCCCAGUUUCUAUGAAUAAAGAAAGUUCUGUUGACA